Kalmanozyma brasiliensis GHG001 is the source of this 1731-nucleotide messenger RNA. Its product is annotated as Nop domain protein. Gene Ontology annotation, cellular component: box C/D methylation guide snoRNP complex; small-subunit processome. The transcript has a single exon. The record is from RefSeq and is a predicted model, not a curated record. NCBI's taxonomy places the organism in Eukaryota, Fungi, Basidiomycota, Ustilaginomycetes, Ustilaginales. The coding region runs from base 1 to 1731 and encodes 576 amino acids. Gene Ontology annotation, molecular function: snoRNA binding.
AUGGUCAAGGUCCUCUUCGAGACGGCCGUAGGCUUCUGCCUCUUCAACGUCUCGGAUGCCUCCAAGCUCGAGUCCACCAAGAACCUCCACGAGUCGCUCGACUCGGUUGAGGGUGCCAGCAACCUCCUCAAGCUCUCGGCCAUCCACCGCUUCACCAACACUGCCGAGGCCGUUGAGGACAUCUCUGCCAUCAACGAAGGCAAGAUGAGCAAGAGCCUCAAGAAGUUCCUCACCGACGAAAUCGUAGAUGGUAAGGGCAAGGACAAAGAGAACCUCAUCGUCGCCGAAUCCAAGCUCGCUUCCACCAUCGCCAAGAAGCUCGGCAUCCAGGUCACCUACGACAGCGAGCUCCUCGACCUUUACCGUGGCAUCCGAGAGAACCUCGCAGCCCUCCUCUCCUCUUCCACCGGCGGCGAGUCGCUCGACCCGCGCGACCUCAACACCAUGAGCCUCGGUCUCUCUCACUCGUUGAGUCGCUACAAGCUCAAGUUCAGCCCGGACAAGGUCGACACCAUGGUCGUCCAGGCCAUCGGCUUGCUCGACGAUCUCGACAAGGAGAUCAACAUCUACGCCAUGCGUGUCAAGGAGUGGUACGGCUGGCACUUCCCCGAGAUGGGCAAGAUCAUCACCGACAACCUCGCCUACGCCAAGGUCAUCCGUGCUAUGGGCUUCCGAACCAACGCCUCUGCCACCGACUUCAGCGAGAUCCUCCCCGAAGAGAUUGAGGAGACGCUCAAGGCCGCGGCCGAGAUCUCGAUGGGUACGGAAAUUUCCGAAACCGAUCUCGAGCACAUCUGGUCCCUCUGCGACCAGGUCAUUUCCAUCACCCAGUACCGCACGCAGCUGUACCAGUACCUGCAGAACCGCAUGGCCGCCAUUGCGCCCAACCUCACCGCGCUCGUCGGCGACCUCGUCGGUGCUCGUCUCAUCAGCCACGCCGGUUCGCUCAUGAACCUCGCCAAGCACCCGGCUUCGACGGUGCAGAUCCUCGGUGCCGAAAAGGCCCUCUUCCGUGCGCUCAAGACCAAGCACGACACGCCCAAGUACGGUCUCAUCUACCACAGCAGCCUCGUGGGUCAAGCGCCACAGAAGCUCAAGGGUAAGAUGGCGCGUAUGGUGGCGACCAAGGCGGCGUUGUCGAUCCGAUUGGAUGCGCUGGCGGAUGCGGAUACCAAGAGCGAUGAAGGCGCCCCGACCGUCGGCAUUGAGGCGAGGGCCAAGCUCGAGUCGCGUCUGCGGGCGUUGGAGAUGCAGAGCGGUCUAUCGGGUCUGCGUUCGGCGAGGAACGCUGCGGGUGAUCAGGGUCACAAGCAGAAGGCGUUCCAGAUGGAAGCGGGUGGACGAACGUACAAUGCGGCUGGGGAUGCUGCUGGGCCUAGCGACAUGGCUGCUGCUGCCCACCUUGCUCCGUCCAUGCUCCCCUCGACGCCAGCCAAGGCUACGGAGGAGAAGCUGUCCAAGGAGGAGCGAAAGGCGCUUAAGAAGGCGAGGAAAUCCGAAGCUGCCGUCGAGGAAUCCGCCACUCCCGUCGCCCAAGAGGCCGACGAGGACAAGCUCAGCAAGGAGGAGCGAAAGGCGCUCAAGAAGGCCAAGAAGGAAGCCGCCAACGGAGUCGUGGAGACGCCCAGCAAGAAGGACAAGAAGAAGAGGAGCGCCGACGAGGCCGACGUCAACGCCACGCCCAAGUCCGAGCCAGGGAGCAGCAAGAAGAAGAAGUCCAAGAAGGAGUAG